GCAGAAGCUGGCUUCCUCCUCAGCGAGAGACACCAACUUCUCAGCUCCCAGGUCGGAAGCAGGUUCCUUGCUAUUCACAAGAUGGAAGGGAGGAAGCCUCGGUGGGGCACUGUGGCACCUUCAAGAGAAGACCUCUCUAGAUGCAGUUUCAUGGAACUGUGUUGAAUAUAGUAGUUGUUACCUAUUGGAAAAAUGCCGGAGGGGAUCUCCUACUUCCCAACUAUGGAGUCGGGGAACUUCAGUGCUGCUAGAAAUCUUGCAUCCUGCUUCCGUGGAGUGAAUAUCAGCGAGGAGUACAAGGAGAACAUUGCAUCCCCUUGGUUCGCCACGACGUUUGGCCUGAUUGGCCUCUGCUCCAACCUCUUUGCCUUGUGUGCGCUGGUCAAUUCCUCCCGGAAGAUGCAGAGCCAGCCCGGUUCCUCCUUCCUGGUCUUCCUCUGUGGCUUGGUGGUGACGGACUUCAUGGGCCUUCUGCUCACUUUCGUCAUCGUGAUUCCCUACCACUUCUUCCGCUUUGACUGGCGGAAUGUAGAUCCUGGAUGCCACCUCUGCAACUUCAUGGGCUUUAUCAUGGUCUUUUUCGGGCAGUGCCCUCUCUUGUUAGGUGCUACCAUGGCUGGAGAGCGUUUUGUGGGUAUCAACCGACCCUUCUCCCGGUCCACUAGUAUUUCCAGACGCAGGGCCUGGACCUUGGUGUGUGUGGUGUGGGCCUUGGGUUCUUUUUUUGGCCUCUUGCCCUUUUUUGGCCUAGGGGACUAUAGCCUGCAGUACCCCAACUCCUGGUGUUUCCUCACUUUGGUCCAUGAUGCCAGGAAUGUUGUUUUCUGCCUCCUUUUUGCCCUAUUGGGCCUCUUCUGUGUGGGUCUUUCCUUCCUCUUCAACACAGUCAGCGUCGUGACCCUCUGCCGAGUCUAUCAUGACUCUGAGUCCGUGCAACGCCGGCGGGAUAGCGAGGUGGAGAUGAUGGUCCAGCUUGUGAUGAUCAUGGUUAUUGCAAGUGUCUGUUGGCUUCCCUUGCUGAUACUCAUUGUCCAGAAAGCUGUUCAAGCGCCCCCUCCUGGGCUGCCUUCCAAUCAGAUCCCCCAGGAGACAGAGAAGUUGCUGCUCAUCUAUGUCCGGGUGGCUACUUGGAACCAGAUUCUCGACCCCUGGGUCUACAUCCUCUUCCGCCGAGCAGUCCUGAGACGCAUCUACCCCAGCUUCAAGCCAAGGCCUUCUAUUGUCUCCCUGUACCCGAUGAUCAACCCGUCCCUCCGGCGGAAAUUUACUCAGGAAUCUGUGCUGCAGUAGCAAGACGCCGUGCUGGGCCGAGGCGAAAUCCAUAAGCUCAUAGGAUUCCCUCUUUAAUACGGCAAGGGAGCAUUGGAGUGCUAUGCUUUACUAUGUCUUCGCUGCUUGACAGUUUGCACUGGGGUAAAGGCACUGAGAGUGUCCUAUGACCCUUCUCUAAGCUACGUAUAAGUGCCCCGUUGGAUGUCUGCCUUUCAGCUCCAGAGACCCCUGCUGUGGUGCAACCCGUAGCACCGAAUGUAGCAUGAGCUGCUUCACAUUGGCACGCCAGAGGUCCUGUCCAAGAGUAGAAAGGACAUUUCCCCACAGUGGAAGGAAGGCAGGAAGGUAGUUUGGCAACCUGAUGCAGAGGAACAGAAGUAUGCUGGAAGCCAGUUUUUAAGCAUGACGUUGGUUAACCAGUGGGGAAGUGGAUCCCUAUUGAGACUGCAGAUAGGAAAGUAAAUGCAGCCUGGCCACGGCAAUUCAAAAUGCAUGGGGGCCAUAUACAUGAUUGUUGCAGUAAUAAAUCCUGU
Python bivittatus (Burmese python) is the source of this 1805-nucleotide messenger RNA. RefSeq names its product thromboxane A2 receptor (gene TBXA2R). Lineage: Eukaryota; Metazoa; Chordata; Lepidosauria; Squamata; Pythonidae. Gene Ontology annotation, cellular component: plasma membrane. Gene Ontology annotation, molecular function: thromboxane receptor activity. Gene Ontology annotation, biological process: adenylate cyclase-activating G protein-coupled receptor signaling pathway; inflammatory response; positive regulation of cytosolic calcium ion concentration. The record is from RefSeq and is a predicted model, not a curated record.